Racocetra fulgida is the source of this 1560-nucleotide messenger RNA. The record is from the annotation of a GenBank genome assembly. NCBI's taxonomy places the organism in Eukaryota, Fungi, Glomeromycota, Glomeromycetes, Diversisporales, Gigasporaceae.
AUGUCAAGAAUUAACCAACCAUCAUUAAGCCAAUUCACCACCCAACAACUCCUCUCUGAACUCCAAAAAAGAAAAACCCAACAAUUAAUAGCCGUUUUUAACCAAGACAAGUUAACUAAUGGCACUAUCAAACUUAACCAACAAUUUUUAAAGAAAUUCAAAGUAGGUGAAAUCACUAGUCUGAAAUUAGAUCAGAAUAUUUUGUGCUUAAUUACUGAAAAAGAUACUCUUGCCAACAAGUCAAAUGUAUUGAACGAAUAUUUAAUAAAUUUUGCCAAAAGUGCCAAGGCCAGAAACCCCAAACCAAAAAAUCUUAUGAAUUAUAAAUAUCUCAACUAUUUAAAAAUCAAAAAUCUAUCCCCCAAUACAAUAACCAUUUAUCGUUUGGCCCUCAACUAUUUUCACAACUCUCUCACUACGGAAAAUAUCACCAAAUUCAUUAAAAAAUUAGCCAAAAAUAAAGAACCUGCUACUUGUCAACUAUAUUUGGCUGCUCUUAUUUCUUAUAGCAAAUAUUUAAAAGGAUAUUUAUUUACUAAUCAGGGAGGACGGAAAAUUUUAACCGAUAAAGUUCGAGAAAUUAUUCGAGAACGAACCAAAUUAGCAGGCUUAAAAAAAUGGGUUAGCCCUCAUACUUUCAGAAGAAGUUUUGCUACUCUUUUAGACCGAAAAAGAGUGAGAAUGACUACCAUUCAAAAACUCCUGGGACAUAGUAAUUUAGAAACCACUUCCCAAUAUAUCCAUAACGAUUACGAGAGUUUGUAUGCUGAUUAUAAAGCAUUAAACCAAAAACGACGAGAAAAGAGGAGGUUAGCCAAAUUGGGGUUAGCCACUUCCCAGGUUAGCCAGGUUGAGCCAUUAGAGGUUGGCCAAAAUAAUCAGGUUGAGCCAAAAAUGGCAAACCUAACGGCAAACCCAAAAGAGGUUAGCCAUGGCAAACCCGAGAAUGGCAAACCUGAAAGCAAAAACGUCGGACCCUGCUCCCAUUGCCCUGAAUUAGAAAGGCAGAUAAAAGAAUUACAAAAGCCUAUCAAUCCUGCUAUUGAAUUAUGGAAAAAGAGAUAUUUUGAUUUACAAAAAGAAUUUUACCAAAAAGGAACCGAACAAGCCGAGACUAUUAAUCGUUUAAAAGAAAAAUUACGAGAAAAGAACAAGGAAAGACAGCAACUAAUCCAAAAAAUCGACCAAAGAGAAAUCCAACAACUUAAUUAUGAGGAUUACAAAAAAAGAUUACGGCAAGAAAAAGAACAAUUAAAAAACAAGCAAAUUAUUGAGAGGGGAGAAAUAGAAAAAUAUUUAGUCCAAAAAUUAGGAACACCAAAUAAUCAACUCUCCUCUAACUGUUUGCAAGAACUCACUAAAAAAAUUAUUUCUUACUACACUGAAACCCAACCCCAACACUAUUCAAUUUAUUCUUUGGUCGGCUCUUUAACCUCUCCCGAACAAAUCAUCGAAAAGCAAUUUAAGGAAGGAAAAAGAAUGGGCCAGACUUAUUAUGUCUUAAAAGUAGGGACGGAGAAAUUACAGGCUCUCCAAGAAAAUUUAGACCCUAAUAAAUGA